Messenger RNA from Caenorhabditis remanei, 1056 nucleotides. RefSeq lists its product as uncharacterized. Bases 1 to 1056 code for a protein of 351 amino acids. The transcript has 6 exons. Lineage: Eukaryota; Metazoa; Nematoda; Chromadorea; Rhabditida; Rhabditidae. Gene Ontology annotation, cellular component: endoplasmic reticulum membrane; Golgi membrane. Gene Ontology annotation, molecular function: 3'-phosphoadenosine 5'-phosphosulfate transmembrane transporter activity. The record is from RefSeq and is a predicted model, not a curated record. Gene Ontology annotation, biological process: transmembrane transport.
AUGCUGCCACGUCAUGUAAAAGAUGACGUUGAGCCCAUUCAUCUAUUAGGCUUCAACAUUGCGAGAAAACCGAAAUGGCUUCAAUUUGUUCUUCUCUCAGGUGCAAUAUUCGUUUUAUAUGUAGGAUACGGGUAUAUGCAAGAGUUGAUAUUCAAGUUACCAGGAAUGAAACCUUUCGGGUGGACGCUGACCCUCAUUCAGUUUUUGAUUUACAGUAGUUGUGGAUACGCAGAAUGUCUUGUAUGGCAUAACACUAGAAGGAUGAUCCCAUGGAGAAUCUAUGGAGUUAUAGCAUUCUUCACCGUCGCUACGAUGGGCCUCUCCAACGCAUCUGUCGGUUAUCUCAACUACCCGACACAAGUAAUUUUCAAAUGCUGCAAACUUAUUCCAGUGCUGAUUGGUGGAAUUCUAAUUCAAGGGAAACGUUAUGGAUGGAUUGAUAUUUCUGCAGCGAUUCUCAUGAGUUUAGGAAUCAUCAUGUUCACUUUGGCUGAUAACAAAGUAUCCCCAAACUUCGAUUCUCGAGGAUACAUUAUGAUUAGUGGAGCUCUACUUGCUGAUGCUGUAAUCGGAAAUAUACAAGAAAAAAACAUGAAGAAGUAUGGAGGAUCCAGUAAUGAAGUGGUUCUUUACUCGUAUGGAAUAGGAUCGGCAUUUAUCUUUUCUUAUGUCAUUUUAUCCGGUGAAAUUUUCACUGCAAUUCCAUUUUUCUUCGAAAAUGCAUGGAAAACCUUUGGAUACGCAUUGAUAUUCUCAUUUUUGGGAUACCUCGGAGUGAAUGUUGUGUUGACACAUAUCAAAGUUUUUGGAGCUCUCGUUGCAGUUACAGUGACAACACUUCGAAAAGCUCUGACCAUCAUUUUGUCAUUUCUGCUCUUCUCAAAGCCAUUCACAAUUGAAUAUGUAUAUGCUGGAUCUGUUGUAAUGCUGGCAAUAUAUCUCAAUUUGUACAGUAAGAACAAGACUUCAUGGGACAAUAUGAUUCGAAGAUUAGUGGCAAGGGCAAUGGGAUAUCAUGAUGUCUCCGUAGCUCGAAAGGAUCCAAUGUUGGUCUAA